Messenger RNA from Aureobasidium uvarum, 1350 nucleotides. The record is from the annotation of a GenBank genome assembly. NCBI's taxonomy places the organism in Eukaryota, Fungi, Ascomycota, Dothideomycetes, Dothideales, Saccotheciaceae.
ACAUGUCUACAAACGAAAAAGGCUCUGGUGUUUUGGCAACUCCAGCGCCAGAGAGUCCAAGUGAUGAUGGCUCCUCGAAGGCUGUCCGUAAGCNCAACAUGGUAUCGUUCUACCUUCUGGAAUGCAUUGAUUCUGGGUAUUUGCAACUUUCUGGCUCCCGGUAUCUGGGGUGCCAUGAAUUCACUCGGCGGCGGCGGGCAACAGUCACCAACACUUGUGAACUCAGCCAACGCCUUGACGUUCUGCCUCAUGGUGCUGACUUGCUUCUUCUCAUCUGUCAUCGUACGCUGGGUGGGCAUCAAGUGGGCUCUCAUCAUCGGCACAUUAGGGUACUGUCCUUAUGCAGCUGGCCUGUUUGUCAACAACCGCUACGGUGACGGCUGGUUCGUUCUGUUCGGUGCAGCAUUCUGCGGCCUCUCGGCUGGUAUAUUCUGGUCUGUGGAAGCUGCCAUUGCGCUGGCCUACCCUGAACCCCACAAUCAAGGCCGCUUUUUGGGAUUCUGGCUGAGCUUUCGUCUUGGUGGGCAGAUCCUUGGUGGAGCCAUCAAUCUCGGCGUCAAUGUUCACAACAACAAGGCUGGCUCUGUAUCGUACCAUGUCUUUGAGGCGUUCAUCGCACUUCAAGCUUUAGCACCUUUUGCUGGCUUGUUGCUGAGUCCGCCGGAAAAAGUGCAGAGGACAGACGGCUUGCCCGUUCGUCUGAGCAUUGGCAACAGCAUUACUCACGAGCUCAAGGAAAUGACCAAGUUGUUCUUCAGCAAACGCUUCCUUCUGGUCGUGCCGCUGAUCGCGCAAANNGCCGUCUAUGCGGAGGCCGUCUUCUUCACCUUCCAGGGCCUGUGGUUCAGUGUCCGCCCCCGCGCGCUGGGCUCUUUUCUCUCUGGCAUUGUUGCCGUCACCAUGGGCAUUUUCCUCGGCAGGUUUCUCGACUCCACCAAGUUCAGUCUUAAGGUUCGGUCUCGUGGUGCGUUUGCAACAAUCUUGGGUCUUCAAGGUGCUUGGUGGAUCUGGGCGACGGUGCUGGUCACCGAGUUUGACAAGACUGACCCUACCUACGACUGGGUUGAUGCAGGAUUUGGCAAAGGGUUUGCGUUGUUCUUGUUCUGGGUGGCUGAAUUUCAACUCAACUAUCUGUUCCUCCUGCUUCGCGGCACAGAAUCCGCUGUCCAAGCCGUUAGUUAUGGUCUAGGUAGCGUGUCCGUCAUGGCACGAACCGGAAACAUCUACCUCAACUUUGGUCUUUGGGGACUAUCGUUGUUGCCGGCCUGGCUGGUCGUAUCGGAGAUUGGAGUCACGCUGGGGGACAACAAGAACGCCCGUGAAGGAGUGUUGCAGGAAGACAGCCGCUAA